Paramecium octaurelia is the source of this 406-nucleotide messenger RNA. NCBI's taxonomy places the organism in Eukaryota, Ciliophora, Oligohymenophorea, Peniculida, Parameciidae. The record is from the annotation of a GenBank genome assembly.
AUGUACUUAAUUUUUUCAUUCUUGAAUGGUAGCUAAUAAAAGGAAAGCUCAUAGCUGAUAUAAUAUAGGCACCCUGUUUCAGACAGGAUCUAAAAUGAAUUUAAGGAAAACCCUUUACAAAUUUAUCUCACCUUACCGAACUAUCCUAACACAUUGAAUGGUUUAUAAGUAUUCUAAUUUUUAAAGAAAGCUUACCUGCUCAUCAUCAUAGAUAUACAAUAUAUCAUUCAUUUUUUAAUUAAUAUAAGUUAUAAUGACAAAAUUGAAAGUAGCUGCAAAUGAUCUUGAUUUCAUAAUAACACAAUACAAUAUUAGCCAUAGAAACACUUAAAAGAACUUAAUUUUGAGGAUUUCGAAGGUCCAGUGCCAACAAAAUAAGAUUUUGAGCAGAGUUUAUUUGAUUUGA